AUGGGCCCCUGUACCGCCUCCUCAUGCUGCUGCCAGGCCCGUAAUCUGCCAUGGGCCCCCGUACCGACUCCUGAUGCUGCUGCCAGGCCCGUAAUCUGUCAUGGGCCCCUGUACCGCCUCCUCAUGCUGCUGCCAGGUCCAGAGUGUGUCAUGGGUCCCUGUACGGCCUCCCAUUGCUGCUGUCUCCAUCGCCACACUCUGCCAUGUGCCACUUUCAGGUCUCCUCACACUGCUGGUGGUUUCCAUUUUUGUCAUAGGGUGCUGUAUGGCCUCCAUUGCUGCUGCCUCCACCGCCACACUGUGGCUCCACACUCUGGUUUUGGCCCCGUGACUGCCCAAAUGAGUGAAGUGUGCGGUGAUUCUAAGAUCGACGGCACUCAUCUGCAUGUCAUACUGACUGUCAGUAUUAUUUCUCUUCCCCAGCAGACUCCAAGGGCAUUUAAAUUAAAGGUACAGUGUUCUGCACUAAUAUAA
Molecule: messenger RNA, 474 nt
Organism: Staurois parvus
Lineage: Eukaryota; Metazoa; Chordata; Amphibia; Anura; Ranidae
Source: the annotation of a GenBank genome assembly